AUGGCAAAAUGCUUCGCUUGCUUUGUUCUCUUAGCUCUUAUCGCAAGCUGUGCUCUCGGUCAAGCUCCAAGCUCCGCCCCAACCAGGUCACCACCGUCUUCUACAACUCCAGCUCCCACGGUUUCUCCGACCACCACUCCCACCGCUACACCUAUCGCCUCGCCGCCAUCAACCGCCACUUCUCCAUCUUCCGCCCCUGAAUCUUCUCCAACUUCCUCUCCCCCGGCUCCUCCUACGGCUCCUGCUGGUUCUCCCACCGCUGGUGGUCCUUCCACUGGCCCUGUACCUCCAUCUACCAUCAGUGAUACACCAGGAGUGUCUCCGACUUCUCCUAAUGCCGCCGAUUUGAACAUAGUUACAGUCGCUGGAUCCACCGUUGUAGCGGUUUUCGCAGCCGCUGCUUUGUUCGUUUAG
Messenger RNA from Hibiscus syriacus, 414 nucleotides. RefSeq names its product classical arabinogalactan protein 10-like. The coding region runs from base 1 to 414 and encodes 137 amino acids. The transcript has a single exon. The record is from RefSeq and is a predicted model, not a curated record. NCBI's taxonomy places the organism in Eukaryota, Viridiplantae, Streptophyta, Magnoliopsida, Malvales, Malvaceae.